Sphaeroforma arctica JP610 is the source of this 2801-nucleotide messenger RNA. RefSeq lists its product as hypothetical. The record is from RefSeq and is a predicted model, not a curated record. Bases 75 to 863 code for a protein of 262 amino acids. Lineage: Eukaryota; Ichthyosporea; Ichthyophonida. The transcript is spliced from 7 exons. Gene Ontology annotation, biological process: regulation of G protein-coupled receptor signaling pathway.
GCACUACUUUCUGCAAAGUUAGCGAGACGCCGUACCAGGACAGUAGUCAAUCACCAGCAACUGAAUAUAUAACUAUGUCCACCUUGGAGGAAACAUUCCUCCCCGACGAAUUCGGCAGAGCAAAUGGUCACAUCUCUGAUAGCGACGAACAGAGCGACUAUGAUGAGGAAGCAGGAAUGGGACUACCCCCGGCCAUGACGGGUGAGACACCACAGCAAUUCCCAGGAGGCCAGUCGCAAACGGGACCGAAGGGGGUGUUGGCAGAUUAUAAGCAAUUUUGCCGCGAAAGAGAUCAAGACAAGAGAGUGAAGGAUGCGCAAUUAAUAGAAAUGGCUAAACGGAUGACUCUUUCAAAGGCAGAAAGCGACAGUGACGACGAUUUUUUAGAUGAUGAUGAGGAAUAUAUGCAACAAUACCGUCAAAGACGUAUAGACGAGAUGAAGCACAUUAUGAAUGCACGACCCAAAUUCGGUAGUCUUCGUACAGUCACAAGCGAAUCAUACCUGCAAGAAAUCGAUGGCGAGGACGUCAACGUUUUCGUCGUCGUCCAUCUGUACAAGCAGUCGCUGCACGAGUGCCAAAAAAUGAAUGAGAUUCUUGAGCAACUGGCAGCCCGGUAUUCGUACGUCAAAUUUUUGAAAGCUGAAGCGCAUCGUCUCAGUCAAAAGUUCUCAUCGGGGGCAGGUCUUCCGGCCAUACUGGUGUAUCAAGGCGGUGAUCUACAAGUGAAUCAGGUAGCAGUCGUAGACACAAUUGGAUCAGACUUCGUCAUUGCAGAUGUAGAGGAACUCUUGGCCAACAAUGGCAUCAUAAUAGAAAGGAAGUCUGUGAAUAACAUCACGGAUUUCCGUGACGAUGAAUAACCCUUCUCUGGCACAGCUCAGUCACGCCAAACAACUAUAACUUCGGGUUUCGUGGGAAGCAGAAAGGUGCAUCUGCGUCGAAAAGGUUCAAAUAAGAAUAUCAGUAGGCGGAUCUGUUGCGUGAUUGUUAUAACAGCGGGUUAUCCAUCACGAUACCCCCUCCUGCAUCCUGUUCUCUUCUUGAUUCCCACUCAUACAAAGAUUAUAUCAAUGCCAGUACAUCACAUACUCCUACGGUUUUGUAAAUCGUGCAUAUUUGGCUAACAAGAUAUGUGAGAUAGUUGAAAAGCAGAAUAUGUAUUUAGACUUUCAACACAAAGCCACUACUCUGCUCAUGAAUUAAAAUAAAAUUUAUUAUAAAAAACUACCGCGUGUGACUGUUGUCUUUCUCACUGCACUCAGAGCGAGUGCCAGUCUUCCGAUAGGUCGACAUUUCCUUCUUUAAGCGUGGGGCUGAGCUUGGUAUCUAUCAGCUGUUUGGCCAUUUCUAGAUCGACGUCCUCCGGUAUUUUUAGGUCCUCACACAAUUCACUCACGAUGUCAUCUAUGACCACACCGACUUUCUCGACGACAUUGUACGGAGCAGAGCUGUAGACCACCAUGGGGUAACGCGAGCGGAACACUUCUGGCCCGAAGUGAGAUGUGAGCACACCUUCCACACGCUUUUUCAGUAUAAACUUUUCGUUCGCGACCAGGUCACGCAUCUCUAUGUAGUUCUCCAACGCCAUAUUGGCGAUCGCGUCUCCGGCAGGCUUGCGCAAGCCAUGGAAUUCGUCGUAAACACUCUUCAGAUUACCUUCGUGCUUCUUCAGUAACUUGUAGAAUGUGAGACAGUCUUCAAAACCUGAAUUGCAACCCUGACCAAAGAAUGGCACGAUCGCGUGCGCAGAAUCACCAAGCAGGCACACCUUGUCCUCGAAUUUCCACAUUUCUGUUCGCACGGUUCCCAGGAUUCCGACUGGGUUCGCGUUCCACUCCUUUGUGAUCUUCUCUAGACCCCCCAAAAGCGGAAUGGCGUCUGAAUAACUUUCCGUGAAGAAGUCGGCAAGCUUCUGUUUGUUGUCCUCACCCGUCAAAGCUUCAAAGCUCACCUUUCCCCCGGUUUUGGGCAUGUAGAAUGUACCGGUGAACGAACCGUCCAGGUUAGCUAACCCCAUGAGCAUGUGCGUACCUCGAGCCCAGAUAUGCAAAGCAUCACCGCGCAUGUCCUCACACCCAGAAACGUCCUUUGGGAACUGUAGCUCCUUAUAGCCAUCCGGCAGCAGAUCUUCGGUAAAGUUUGUGACCCCGUGGUCUCUCAUUGCGUAUCUGACAGCACUACCACCACCAUCACAGCCCAAAAUGGUGUCGCACUGCACAUCUACCACUUCCCCACUGGCUACUUCAAAGUGCGCGACUGAGUUCUUAAGGUCGACCUUCUUGAGGCCGUGUGAAAAAUGAAUUUUAACACCGGAUUUCUCCGCCUCUGUCAUCAGAUACUUGUUCAGCUCCGAGCGGGAUAUGGAGAAGUUGCAUUCCUCUGGAUCCUUACCAUACGCAGUGUAGGUAAGAUCACCUUCCACCGAAUGCAUCAUUCUCCCGGUUACAGGUGUGGCUAUCUUCAGCAGAUCAUCUCGCAUACCCUCCAACCCAGGGAUGUUCAGUGCACGUAAGCCUCUUGCAGUCAAGACCAAGUUGAUGGAGCGCCCGCCAACAAAGUCUUUGGCUCGCAUGUCACCCCAUUUUUCAUACACGUUAACUUCAUACCCAUCCUUAGCUAGUAUGGCACUGAUAAGGCACCCCACCAGCCCGGCGCCGCAUACCACAACAGUUGGCUUCUGACUGGAAGGCAUUAUUAGUUUCAAUUUGACUAGAUGUUUAUAUUAUAGACAAUGCAAAAUAUGACAUGCUAUUUGGCGAGUAUUUUCAUGAUGAUCAUGAUAAAAAGCUCCAAAAAAG